Molecule: messenger RNA, 2222 nt
Organism: Tachysurus vachellii
Lineage: Eukaryota; Metazoa; Chordata; Actinopteri; Siluriformes; Bagridae
Gene: slc13a5b
Product: solute carrier family 13 member 5b
Exons: 12
Coding region: 23-1741 (572 amino acids)
Biological process (GO): monoatomic anion transmembrane transport; citrate transport
Cellular component (GO): membrane
Molecular function (GO): succinate transmembrane transporter activity; citrate transmembrane transporter activity; sodium:dicarboxylate symporter activity
Source: RefSeq, a predicted model, not a curated record
AUCUCUCUUCAUUCAUUUGGAGAUGUCACCCAUCCUCAAAUCUAUCUGGACCUUAAAGAAUGGCAUACUUCUUUUCUUUACGCCUCUAAUUCUGCUUCCUCUUCCACUGUAUGUGGGUACAAGGGAGGCCAGCUGUGCUUACGUGAUAUCACUGAUGGCAGUGUACUGGUGCACAGAAGCUCUCCCUCUGGCUGUGACUUCUCUGCUGCCUGCUCUCCUCUUUCCUCUGUUCGGCAUCAUGAAGUCAAAACAGGUGUGCAUUCAAUAUCUAAAGGACACUAAUAUGUUGUUUGUGAGUGGCCUAAUGGUGGCUGUAGCUGUCGAGCACUGGAACCUACACAAGCGCAUUGCUCUCCGAGUGCUGCUCCUCGUAGGAGUGCGUCCAGCACUUUUAAUGCUUGGGUUCAUGGGUGUUACAGCCUUCCUCUCCAUGUGGAUCAGUAACACCGCCACCACAGCAAUGAUGGUCCCCAUAGUGCAGGCAGUCCUGGAGCAACUGAACAACCAGGAAAUUGAAACAGUCCCACUGAACUCCAGCGUGGAGCCCAACCAGGCAUCAGACACACAAAACAAUGAGCUGGUUAAACAAAAAGAAGGGCAAGCAGUGGUGUUAAGUGGUCUGAACAUGUCAACUGAAGUUACCAGGCAUCAGCAGGCAUCAGAGAAAAAAAAGAUAUGUAAAGGCAUGACAUUGUGCGUGUGCUAUGCUGCCAGCAUUGGGGGAACAGCCACCCUGACAGGCACAGGCCCCAACCUGGUACUCAAGGGACAGAUGAAUCAACUGUUCCCACAAAAUGGUGAUGUCAUCAAUUUUGCAUCCUGGUUUGGCUUUGCAUUUCCAAACAUGAUCCUGAUGCUAGCAUUAGCCUGGCUGUGGCUGCAGUUUCUUUUCAUGGGGUUCAACUUUAGGAAGACAUGGGGUUGCAAGGCAAUGAAGACAGAGAAAGAGAUUGCGGCGUAUAAUGUAAUCCGAGAGCAGCACCGGCUGCUGGGUCCCAUGACAUAUGGAGAGUUCAGUGUGUUGGCUCUUUUUAUUCUACUUGUUAUCCUGUGGUUCACCAGAGAUCCUGGAUUUGUGGCCGGCUGGGCCACACACACGUUCAACUCAGAAGCUGAGUAUGUGACAGAUGCCACGGUGGCAGUUCUCAUCGCUGUGCUUCUUUUCAUUCUGCCAUCAACACCGCCGACCCUUUGUUGCUGGCCACCUGCUAGUCCUGGUCCAGCUCUGCUUACAUGGAAGGUAGUUCAGAGGAAAAUGCCCUGGAACAUAGUUUUGCUCCUUGGGGGAGGAUUCGCACUGGCCAAAGGGAGUGAGGAAUCAGGUCUAUCCAGAUGGAUGGGGAAUCAGUUGACACCUCUGCAUAGUAUUCCUCCUUGGGCUAUAGCUGUUGUCCUAUGUCUGUUGAUAUCCACUUUCACUGAGUGCACCAGCAAUGUGGCAACAGCUACCCUCUUCCUCCCGGUUCUGGCCUCCAUGUCACACUCCAUUGGAAUGAACCCCUUGUAUGUCAUGGUGCCCUGCACACUCAGUGCUUCUUUUGCCUUCAUGUUACCCGUGGCAACACCUCCCAAUGCCAUUGUAUUCUCCUAUGGCUACCUCAAGGUUUCGGACAUGGCAAAAGCUGGCAUAAUGAUGAACAUUAUAGGGAUCUUCUGCAUCACACUGGCCAUCAACACCUGGGGAAAGGCAAUGUUCCAUUUGGACUCGUUUCCUUCAUGGGCCAACAGCACAGGCUUGUGAAAGCCAUGAGAGAUGCAAGUAAAGAGACAAAGCAAACAAUUCAAAGCCCAAAUAUGGGCUUUUCAUCUUCCAUCUGUAAUGGGCUAGCCAUGUGUUUUGUUUUGGGGGUUUUUCUACAGCUCCUAUUAUUAACACAAACAGCCUGAUUCAGUAAGUUGCAAUUGUUGCAAAUGUUUUCAUCUACAUGGAAUUGUAUAUUACAGAAAUUAACUUCCAAGUCAUUGAUGCCAGGGUUUGAUUAGUGUUUCUAUAAAUAUAAUGCAUAUUUAAGGUAACUAUGGAUUACAUUUGAAAAGAAAACAGUCAUUAAAUCUCAGUCUAUGUGUCACCAGGGAAGUGCAAUUAUAAUUAUGAGUCUUGUGUUUACUAAGUUGAGUUUUUUAUUUUGACUAAGAUUCAUAUGCCAGCAUUUGUUGUAGAAAUUAUCAUCUCUGUCAAUUUUGGAUUAAUAUUAUUAUAUAUUAUUAGUCAUAUUUAUUAA